UAAAAAAUGGCCGCUUUGCAGCAAGUGCAUUUUUUUUUGUAUUAGGCUAAUUUGAUUGAAACGAGCACAUAAAGCCCCAACUUGGAGCUCCUGUUGAACGGAAAGCCAUCAGAGGGCAGUGGAAUAAUGGAGCAGGUGACGGACACCGAAGUGCAAACACCGGAGCCACUCCAAACGGAGGAGCCUGCUCGGGAAGUUGAAAAAUGUGAGAGCGCAGAACCCAAAACAUCGGCGUUGGAAGCACUUCCAAAAAGUGCGGGUCCCACUGAUUUGGAGGAUGAGCUGGCAAAUCUCAACGGCUCAGACGAGGGCGCAGGCCUGGAUGAACUGAGCUCGCUGGAGCAGGAGAUAGCCAAGCUGCACCACAUUCGACCUCCGGAUGCGGCCUCCGAAGCUGCUAAUUCCGCUACUCCCAGUGGCGGAGCUGAUAAUGGUGGCUUGGAGGCCCGCCUGGGAGGUGAGGACCUGGCCGGUGGGUCCCCACUCCUCGAAGAUGGCCACGAUCCCUCGGGCAACGGCCAGAUCAGCGAAUCCCCCUUGGAGGAAGUGGAUCUGAUUGCCCUGCUCAAGGGCACAGACACCAGUCAUGAGCAACCUUCCGGCGAGGACAAGUGCUCCCUGGAGAAGGCUCUCUCCGAGCUGGACAGCGUGAAAGAGGAAGUCGAUGUUGGUGUCACCAUCGAGGGCGAAGGGCAGUUUGAGAUCAUGGAGAUAGACGACGACGAGGGGGAGUCAUCCACUCGAAAAGCCAGUCCCAAAGUGCCUGUGUCCAAGCCCAGCAAGCCUCAGGCAUCCGCCGCCGACGUGGAGCCGAAGAGACCUUCUAUUCCAAAGCAUAAGCUUUCCCCGGAGCAAGCCAGAGCCGUGGCCCUUGAGCAGAUGGCCGGCCUCAAGCCCAAGCCGCGCCGCAAGGAGCCGCCGCCUGUGGUCAAGCCAAAGGACAUUGUCACCUCAUUGAACGACGAUUGGGACGACUACGACUCUGAGGAGGACAAGCCCACAUCUACGUCUGGAUUGGUAACGGAAGUGAUAGCCCUGCCACCGGCGCAACUGGUCCCCAAGAAGUCACCUGUAUCUUUGCCCCUAAAAAAGAUUACAUCCCCUACCAAAACCAGUCUAAACUCGCCCAUUUUGCUCAACAACAAGAUCAGCAGCGUUAAAGUAAUGCUAAAGCCCGUGAGCCAAAAACAGUUGGCGGCCUCAACGAGUCCAACAGUGGAGAAACCCAAGCCAGCAGCAGUCACUGUGUCAACUCCCAUUGAAACCGAAGAGCCCACCACGGGCUUUAAGCGCAUGCGUGUAAUUAAGAGAAAGAUUAUAUGGGAUCCGGAUGUGCCUGAGUCGAAAAAGUCAUUUGCGCAGUAUGCCACCGCGAAGGCACCGGCUAAGGCGUCUUCUCCAGCACCACAAGCACCAAAAACGACUGUCAAAAGCAUUUCCCCCAACGCGCCCAUCAAGAAAGAGGUGGCACCAAAAAAACGGGCAGCAACUCCCACUGUACGGAUCUCUAAGGCUGGCACUCCAGUUGGCGGAAAAGAGCGGAGUGCCUCUCCUGUUAAGCGGCGCUCGCAAACUCCGAACGCAGGUCUGGCCAAUGGAGGAGUCCAGAAAAAGAAGAAGGUCUCUGAAAUCGAUCGCCUGAUGGGCGACGAGGGGGCGGCUAACAUGAUUCACGCAGUGGAACACGAGCAGCGGGAGAUGAGCGGCGGAGAGGUGUCCAACAAGCCGCUGAUGCGCAAACGAGCCAUGACCAUAACCGGAAGGCAGAAUCAGGCAUUCCGUGCAGCAGCGGAUCCAUCGCCGCCCAAAAAGGAGUCGGCACAUCCGGCCACCAAGCGAACUCCUGGCGCUUCAGAUUCCGUUUUCACCAAGACCACCGCCAACACAUCCGCCAGCAAGCCACGCGCCUCCGACUCCUGGGACUAUGUGUAUAAGCAGCGCGCCAGCGAGGAAUCCAUGAUCGUGCGUCGGCGCUCCAACAGCUCAUACUCCAGCAAUGCCUCCGUUAGCCGGAAUUCGCUGGACAAUAAGUCGGGAGCAGCCAAUCUGUCGGACGAUGCAGCCGAGGGCUCCGAUCCUUCCUUCAAGUUCCUGAAGCCAAUUAACAAGACAAACCAAAAGGGCGGCGAGGAUGCCUCCUCGCACACGCUGGCCAACGAUAUGAAGGCGAACAGUGGGAGUGAGUUGGUGGUCUUGCACAAGGUGAACAAGGUGGCUCACCUGGUGAUUCACACGCAUCACGGAAAGUCCGGACACACUUACAGCACCCAGCUGUUGGAGCAGUUAAACGACACGCUGAUCAGCGUUGCCCGCAAAAGCGAGUUCAACACAGUGCUGCUAACCGUUGAAGGUCCGCAGUUUUGCCAGGGCAUCGAUUGCCAGGAACUGGUGCAGGGAUCGCUGGAGAAGCGCAGGGAAGGCGCUAGUCGGCUGUCCGUAGCUCUAAAAACCUAUCUGCGCACUUUGGCCACAUUUCCCAAGCCCUUGGUGGCGGGCAUUGUUGGCAACCUGAUUAAUCUGGGCGUCAUGCAGCUGCCUUUUGCAGACUACGUGGUGGCCGCCGAUGAUUGCUCAUUUGAGACUAACUAUGCCAAGUUGGAUCAGCUGCCCGAGGGCUAUGCUCUGUGGCAUGGCCACGGAAAGGUGUCCAGUCAAGUGCAUUCGCGUUUGUUUCUGUUGGGUGAAAGACUGUUCGCACCGGAACUUUUGGGACCGCACAGUUUCGUUGACAAGAUCUGCAAGGCCCGCAACGUUAGCAACGAGGCUUUGGCCAUAGCCAAACAAAUAUCCACUAACUCUGCGAAGAUGUAUGGCUCGCUGAAAAAACUCAACCACUCGGCCACCAAUGCGGCUAAUUUUCCGCGUUUGGAUGAGGAACUGAAGGUCAUAGCCGAACAGUGGUUGGCUCCCAAUUGCUGGGCUAAUUUCAAAAGCUACCUUAGCGACGUUGACUUCUAGAGCAUAGAAUAAGAAAUAUUGUAUACCAUAUGCAGUGGUAGAGCAAUUCACAUAAACAAACAUUUAACAAUUAAAAACCUACAUUUAGUUGA
Molecule: messenger RNA, 3050 nt
Organism: Drosophila subpulchrella
Lineage: Eukaryota; Metazoa; Arthropoda; Insecta; Diptera; Drosophilidae
Gene: HIPP1
Product: nucleolar protein dao-5
Exons: 6
Coding region: 127-2958 (943 amino acids)
Source: RefSeq, a predicted model, not a curated record